Messenger RNA from Stegastes partitus (bicolor damselfish), 919 nucleotides. RefSeq lists its product as uncharacterized. The record is from RefSeq and is a predicted model, not a curated record. Bases 98 to 742 code for a protein of 214 amino acids. The transcript is spliced from 6 exons. NCBI's taxonomy places the organism in Eukaryota, Metazoa, Chordata, Actinopteri, Pomacentridae.
GAACACUGGAGAGUCUCUGGUUCUCCUGGAUGGUCUGAAUCUGAUUCUGUCGUCUGCUGAACAACAGUGUAGUCUGAUGUCUUGAGACAGUGUCAAGAUGAUCGUGUUGUGGAUUACAUUGCUUGUUCUUCAUCAAGGACAUACACUCAUUCCAGUGAUCCCAGUUCAACUUGGUGAAUCUACAACGUUCACAUGUGAUCUGUCUAAUACUGAUAUCAGCCGAGUAGAAGUCCACUGGUACAAGCAGAGUGUUGGAGAUAAUCUGAAACUAAUUGUGAAUCUGCGGGAACAUAUAACACCUCAGUUUGCACCAGAGUUUCCUAACUCAAGAUGGAAAGUUAAUAUUCAUGAUGAUUUGAUUAACAUGACGAUUUUGAAGACAAUCCAAGAGGACGAGGGAAUCUAUCACUGUGCAAUUGUUGAGCGGUUAGUCAGUUCUAAAUGGAGUGGGACAUAUUUGAUCGUAAAAGUCUGCUUGGCCAUUUCUGUGAUUGUAAAUAUUGUUUUCAUCUGUUACCGAACUCCAAGAUCAGCACGAGAACAAGUCACAGGAACAGAAUUCAGCUCAUCACAAACAAGACAUGACAUCGUGAGUCAACCGGUGCUUGAUGCUUGUGAAGGUGGACAGGAUGUGAACUAUGCUGCGCUGCAUUUCUCUGGAAGGAAAGCUGCACGAGGGAAAAAGAAGACGGAGUUGAAGACUGAAGAAAGUGUGUAUUCUCAAGUUAAAUGUCAAAUGUGAAUGUGUUGAUGAAAUACUUUAGAUUUGCUUACAGUCCUGAUAUUUGUUUAUAUUUUCAUUUUGUAACUGCUUUGCGCAGUAUUACCAUCAGCAAGAUGCAGUUUGACUGUAGUAAGUGUGAGGACUGUAACAGAGGAUAAAGACAGGAAAAUGUUUAAUAAACUGCUGUAUAGCUGA